Messenger RNA from Schistosoma haematobium, 3969 nucleotides. RefSeq names its product Tyrosine--tRNA ligase, cytoplasmic. The record is from RefSeq and is a predicted model, not a curated record. Gene Ontology annotation, molecular function: tyrosine-tRNA ligase activity; tRNA binding; ATP binding. Gene Ontology annotation, biological process: tyrosyl-tRNA aminoacylation. The transcript has 5 exons. Bases 659 to 1672 code for a protein of 337 amino acids. Lineage: Eukaryota; Metazoa; Platyhelminthes; Trematoda; Strigeidida; Schistosomatidae.
CACAUAGUUAAUAUUCAUAGCCAUUCAGUUCAGACAUUUCUAAAACUAGUGGGUUAACUGCGAUAUUUGCAUAUUUGGAAAGCAGGUGGCUUAAACACAUGAGCUGUCCUGAAUGAUAGGUUAGUUUGAUUCUACAACACAGUUGUGCGGUAAAACAUUGGUUAAGAUUUUGGACUUUCGACCAUUAAGUCAUAAGUUCGAACCCCGAUAUACCUACUUUUAUUUGGGCAAUAGUGUUGGGUAGCAUCAUUACCUCUUAUACUCAGAAUGUAGCUCAAAGUGCCUGGGAAAUUAACUGUAACUAAAUAGAAAUUUAAUGAUUAUUUUUACUGAUUAUGUUACCACUUCCUAUACGGUUCAUAAUGAAACUUUUACACCAGAAUAAGAUUAUCUGAAUAAGCUAAAUCGUUUGUCAGACUGUUAUUCUUUUAAUGCUAUUGCUUCUUGUACUCAUUUAUGUACUCUGUUCUAAUGACAGGUCAUUGUAUUAAUUAACAAUAUCUCAGCUCAUUUACGUGGUUCCAUUCCAUGGGAUGUGAUUAAACAACGUGGUGAAUUUUGUCGUGUAAUUUUAACUGGCUUAUUCACUGCUCUUGGUGGUAACCUGAAUCAAUUUAGCUGUAUACUUGGUAGCGAUUUUCAAUUACAUUCGGGAUAUAUGUUAAAUUUCUAUCGUUUAGUGAGCUUAGUUCCAGAAACAGAUUGUUUAAUAUCAAGUAAAUUAUCUGAAUUCGACAAUACAAAUCAAUCAAUUAUAAAUCAUAAUCUUGAUGCUAAUAAUAAUACUGAACUAAUUAAUGAUUCAUCUAUUCGACCUUCUACACUUGGUGAAUUAUUAAUACCUUGUUUAGAUUUAAUUGAUACUAUACAAUUAUCUGCAGAUAUUCGUUUGGCUAGUAUACAACAAAUACAAAAACAUCAAAUUUUUCAAUCUAAAUUCUUACGUCAUUUUCCUAAUUCUUUUGAAACUAUCCAUCUGACACAUCCAAUACUCUCUAGUCUUCAAGCCCCAACUAAUCAAAUUGGUGAUUUAUCGUCAUUUCCUCCAAUGAAAUCAUGUCCUUUAUCAUCUCGCUGUACAGGUCCAGCAUCGGCUAAAACACUAGCAGCAUUGGUUGAAGAGAAUUAUCUACCUUUGAUUGAACCACCUUUACCUGGAUCCUUAGAAAAGUCCCCACUGUCUGGUUUAAAACGUCGAAUUAAACGUGCAUUUUGUCAACCAAAUAAUGUUGAUAUAAAUCCUAUAUUGGAUAUAUGCCGUUGGGUAUUAAUUCCAGAUUUGUCGCCUGGAGUUGCCCCAAAAUUAAGCGACAGUAAAUUGUCAUCACCAUCCUUACCAGUGAAUUCAACUAAUGAACUCAAUCCAAAUCGUUUGGACAUACGAGUUGGUUUAAUCUUAUCAGUUAAAAUACAUCCAAAUGCUGAUAGUUUAUUUAUUGAAGAAGUGGAUUUCGGUUCAAGUAUUGGUAAACGUACAGUGAUUAGUGGAUUAGUUGGUCUUUAUCCUAUGGAAAAAUUACUCAAUUGUUAUGGUAUAUUUGUGAUUAAUUUAAAACCAGUGAAAAUUCGUGGAAUCGAAUCUCAGGUAAGUAGUAAUGAUAAUAAUAAUAAGCAUCACGUCGUUGUUGAUGAGUUUUUACUCUUUUUUUCGAUAUAUAUAUAUGCAAAAUGAUGGUAGUAAUAGAUUUCGAGGCCUACAUAACUACACUUUUAUCAACCUUUGAGGUGAAUUAAAAGAAAAACGCUACUUAAUCACAUUAAAACUUGCUGUUUGUUCUAUUUGUUGAUUGUUAAACAGAAUGUACCUUUUAAAAAAGUUGUUUAUCGUUCGUAUCAUAAACUGACCUUAGUCAGACAACAAUUGGAAAACAAACAAAAAAUCGUGAACACUUGAUAGUAAGUAGAGAUGAAUGAUGGAAUCCAGGAUACAUGUUUCGUCCUAUUUAGAAGUCGUAAAUAAUGCUAACGAUUCCUUAAUAAGGUGAAGUGAGCGUCCUAAAUUCGCCUGCUAGCCACCAUCAUCUCUGCUUACAGAAUGCUUGUAACUUGAAACAAUGUCGAGGCAAUCCGCUCUGGAUGCACAUUUGCCAAAAAGAGACCGAUCAAUUGCAGUCCCCAAACCUCAACGGAAAGAUCCAAACAACCAUUAUGAAAAAUGAGUCAAAAAACACGGGGUAACUGUUUCGUUUUAAUAUGGUACUCAUUUGUUUUGGGUAUCCACUAUUGAAUUCAACACUUUCAAAUCUAGUAAGUACUCAUCUAAUCUAAUAGUUGUCAAUGUAUAUCUAUGUUGGGAGACAACAAUAGAUUGUUUUUUGGUUGGAUUAUGAGUUUUUUGCAGUCUGGCCGUGAUGACAAGAAAGCAGUUGUAUGCUCUCUCUGUGUCUAAUAUGAUUAUCGAUAAGUCCACCUAGAUUGUCAGUAGUACCAGUGGCACGUUUACCAAUCGACACUUCAGUUAAUAAACAAAAAGCAAGACGGUGGCGCAUAUGGGUCCUUGAGCUCCUUCUAACCUAGUAGCCAAUCAGGAGAUAAAGAUGGAAGUCAGAUCGAUUUUCUGUUGUACUCAAUUUAGUCAUAAUUUAGAACUCAUGUUUUAAUGAGCUAAGGAAUUUUAGUCUAUUCUAUUAUGUAGAGUCACACACUGCAUUUUUAAAAUAUGAGAACAAUACAUUGAAUACACUAUCUGAACAUCUUCCUUGAAUUGUCUCGUACAAACUCCGCUGUUCUUCCAUUCUCGUUACUAAUCUUACUACUAUUGUUCUUCUCCUCUGUCAGUAAGAAUCCUGCUUUCAGUCUCUGAUAUAUAUUACUUAUAUCUCUCGGUAUAAGCAACACACCAUAAUAUAGUAACAUGCUUAAGACAUUUGAUCACAUAGUAACACAUGCAAUAAAUUAAAAUGUCACAAUAACUGACACAAAACCAGAGUAAUGGAGGUAUAAUUAUUUCAUAUCAGAAGGGUUUUCGUGGAUAUUAUAGUAAUGUCAAUGGUUGAGAUCAAUAGUCAAUUGAAGCUAGACAACCAUAGAAAAAUCUGGAAACACUGGACGGCCGUUCCGUCCUAUUGUGGGACUCCUCUGUGACAGUGCGCAUCCAAGAUCCUGCCCCCCCCGCGAGAUUCGAACCCAGGACCUAUCAGCCCCGCGUGCGAUUGUCUAAUCACUAGAUCACUCACACUAUUUGUCAUCCUAUUAUGUUAAUCAUUAUCAUCUCUACUGUUUCUAAUAUAUUCUUUUUCAAAUGUUAUUUUCCUAGGCUAUGUUACUUUGUGCUUCAUAUACUGAGAAGAGUUCAUCACUUUUGAAAGUACAACCAAUACAUUUAUCAAAUAAACAAAAUCCUAUAUUAGGUGAACGUUUUGUCUUUCAUUCAUUAGUUGAUAAUUCUAAAUCAUCAUCAUCAUUUAGAGAACCAGAUAAAUUAUUAUCAUCUAAAACAAAAUUAUGGGAACAAUUAUGUCCAGAUUUAUCAACAUCUAUUAAUCAAUAUAUUCAAUGGCGUGAUUGGAGAUUAGGUUCAAUAUGUGGUAAUAAAUGGAUUAUUGUAUCAGAUGAUGUUCCACCUGGUUCAACUGUACGUUAAAUGUUAACAAUGAAAAGAAGAAUAUAUAAUGAAUACAAUUAGGAGUUAUUUUAUGCUUGUGUUUAUUUCACAUUCUGUAUCAUUUUCAACUUCAUACAAAUAAAAAUUAUUUUCUUUGGAUUUGAAAAAUGUUCUCUCAAUUUUAUACUAAAGUUAUUACUGAACUCAUCUUGAUGAAGAUGUUUCUCAAUAGUUUGAAAACAAUACACUAAUAUGGAGAGAGAGUCAUUUAAAUAGUCAGUUUGGGGGAAGGAGCGUUAGAGCGUAGCACACAGUGUAUCAGUAUCAGAUUUCGGAUACCGCACGUCACAACAUGCACUUUGUUUACCAUGUUUAGAUUAUAGGUAUAAACCUGUGUUAGUGGGACAUAGAUUGGAUCAAAGCAU